Periconia digitata is the source of this 1160-nucleotide messenger RNA. NCBI's taxonomy places the organism in Eukaryota, Fungi, Ascomycota, Dothideomycetes, Pleosporales, Periconiaceae. The record is from the annotation of a GenBank genome assembly.
GAAUGACAUCACUGCCUGUUGUGCAUGCUUUGCACCAAUACAGCAACGCGUCAACUGUUGUUUCAAAACAAACCACAGGAAAAGCUGCCACAAAUCGCACUGCAUCUCCGCCUGUCCGUUGCCUUCAAUUAGCACAGUCGUCCAGCACAAUGAACAGAUCACUAUCGGUCCGCUCCAAGAAAGAUGGCUCCUCCGGUGACAAAAGUGUCCCCAAGCAUCGCUUCACCAUGGCAUCGCUGCGAGGCAUGCAACAACCAGAUCUCUCCAAGAAGCUCUACAAGCUCAUCAAGUCGGAGAACCGCGCCAUCGGAGCUUAUGAAACAGCUGGCCGCGAGCGCGUUGCCAUUGCUCAGCAGCUUUCCGAAUGGGGCGAGGCUACCGACGACGACGCCGUUUCUGAAAUCUCGGACAAGCUGGGAGUCCUGCUGGCAGAGAUCGCAGAACAAGAAGAGGCCUACGCCCAGUCACUGGAAGGCUACAGAGGGCUGUUGAAGCAGAUUCGAAAUACGGAGAGUUCCGUUCAGCCCAGUCGAGAUCACAAAGCCAAGGUGUCGGACGAGAUUGCAAAGUUGAAAUACAAAGAGCCACAGAGUACUAAGCUUGUGCAGCUUGAACAGGAGCUUGUCCGCUCCGAGGCGCAAAACUUGGUAGCGGAGGCACAGCUUUCGAAUGUUACGCGCCAGAAGUUCAAGGAAGCCUAUGACGUUCAUUUUGCGGCUACCAUUGAACGCGCCGAAAAGCAAAUCAUACUUGCCAGACACGCUCGGCGCAUGCUGAAUCUUCUUGAUGAUGCGCCCAUUGUCCCUGGCGACUCUCAUCCCGUGUUCGACGGCACCGAAAGCGCCCGCCAGCUGCUGACUGAUGCAGAAAAUGACCUUCGCAGCUGGCAGCCCGACCUAGAGCCAAUCCAUUCCUAUGCCGGGAACCUUGGACGAGGAGCCAUGCCUGAGAGCCGAAUAGUUGGCAAUGCGACCAGCUCAGAUAGCAACGAAGCCAGUCUGGAGGCUGAAGCGGCGCAAGAAGACUCGAUCUCAGCAGGGACGACGACCCGAAGCAGGAGCGGAAGCGAUGGAGGGCUCUUAGGUACGACUUCCAAAAAGGUCGACGGCAGUGGUGAAGUGCAGCCUCAGUAUCCAGGCGAGGUACAACAAGCUGUAUGA